AAAUUACAAUUAUUUUGUCUCUUUGUCGUUGCAAAUUCAAAAUUUCGCAUUCGAAAAACAACUCGCAAAUUUUUGAGCACUCGAGUAAAGGAAAGGCUUAAUCCGGUACAAGGGAAUCCGCUCGAUAAAAAUUAACUUUAAUAAAUGUGUUUGAAAACUUGAAAAAAUAUAAAAACUAAAUUAAACAAAUCUGCUGUUUUAAGUGAAAUUCCCGCGAGCAUACACAAAAACCAAAAAAAAUAUUCACACAACCCAAGGUCCCUCACGCCAGACACACUCAGCAUGCCAGUGAACUUGAAGAAGCGCAGCAAGAAACGCACCAAGAAGACCAUUUCGCAUGUGAAGUUCCAGAAACUGAUUGUGCCCCGGCCGGAUGUGCUGCACGGCUACCUGCGGCACGAGGAGAUCAAUCGCUAUUUAGAAUAUCUGAAGAAUCGCUACAGUUUCGUGCAACUGCAUGUGCUCGGUCUGACACACGAGCGUCGUCAAUUGAAGGCGAUCGAAAUCGAUUGGAAUAGUGAGCAGAACUUGGAAGCCGUCGAACGUGAACGUACGCGUCGCAUGCUUUACGAUAAAACCGCAGUGACGCCACCGCCACAAAAUGUAAAGACCGGCGUACAGGGCCGCAAUACGAUCUUCAUAGAAGCCGGCACGCAUGCGCGCGAAUGGAUCAGCGUAGCGGUGGCCUUGAAUUGCAUCUACCAGCUAACGGAGAAGCAUUUGCGCAAUUAUGAGUUACUGCGCAAGCUGCGCUUUAUCAUUGUGCCAGUCACAAAUCCCGACGGUUAUGAGUAUACGUUCGUGAAGAAUCGUCGUUGGCGCAAGAAUCGUCGACCCAUUCGUCAUAGCCGUCACAUUGGCACCGAUUGUAAUCGCAAUUAUGACUUUCACUGGGAAGAUGGACCCUCGAAGAGCGGUCGCAAUACGUUCAAGGGUCUGAAGCCAUUCUCCGAGCCGGAGACACGCGCCAUGCGUAAUAUUCUGCGCAAACAUAAGGAGAAUUUAUUAUUCUUUCUGUCGCUGCACUCGUAUGCGGAGAGCAUUAUGUACCCCUGGGGAUAUAGCAAAGACCUACCCGAAACAUGGCAGAAAUUGGAAAAACUAGCGCUAGCCGGUCGCAAUGCCAUUAAGGCCUACAAUGGCAGAAGUUAUCGCGUCGGCAGCAUAGCAAAACUGACGAAACGACGCAUAUCUGGCUCAAUUGUGGACUACGUUUUCGGUGUAAUAAACGCGCCAUUGGCGUUGGUUAUGGAAUUGCCUUCGCAAGCUUUGGGUUUUCAGCCGCCAGCGGAGUCAAUUAGCCCGAUUGGGCACGAGAGUUGGUUCGGCAUACGAGAGAUGUGCAAAAUGGCGUAUGACAUAGAGGCGCCCUUUUUGAAAUUGGAGGCGACGUUAUUGGCGAAGGCGCUGACGAACGCUAGGCAACCGUUGCAUGAAGCCGACGCAGCGUCGAAUAGACAGCCACUCUACAGAGCGCUGAUGCCCGCCAUCAAAACCGAACAAGCGCUGAAGAACACGCAAGUGCCUGUAAAGGGUUGAAUAAAUUCAAACAUACAUACAUAUUUAUAAAUUUAUCAUACGAAACUCUUCUCAAAUUUAUAUUCCAUUUUCGGUUAUGUAAUAAGUAAAAAAAUUCUGUGGCAUUUCAAAUACUUUUUUUAUUUAUUAACUAAUAGCCAUAAGUAACUAAUAUACUACACGGGCAUACAUAUAGUAUUAGGGCGUUCGUUAUUUCCCCGUGAAUUUAUGCGCUGAAGAGAUGUAUUUAGUUUGCCAUGGUGUUUGCAAAACCCUAGAGGAAGCAUCUCAUACCCUCCGAGCUGAGUCCAUUUAGAUAUGUUCGCCUGUGCGUCCGUACGUCUGUCUGUAUAAACAUAAAUUAUUUUC
Bactrocera tryoni is the source of this 1887-nucleotide messenger RNA. Its product is annotated as carboxypeptidase B. NCBI's taxonomy places the organism in Eukaryota, Metazoa, Arthropoda, Insecta, Diptera, Tephritidae. Gene Ontology annotation, molecular function: zinc ion binding; metallocarboxypeptidase activity. Gene Ontology annotation, biological process: proteolysis. Bases 283 to 1539 code for a protein of 418 amino acids. The record is from RefSeq and is a predicted model, not a curated record. The transcript has 3 exons.